Molecule: messenger RNA, 559 nt
Organism: Pisolithus orientalis
Lineage: Eukaryota; Fungi; Basidiomycota; Agaricomycetes; Boletales; Pisolithaceae
Product: hsp10-like protein
Exons: 4
Coding region: 103-426 (107 amino acids)
Cellular component (GO): mitochondrial matrix
Molecular function (GO): metal ion binding; ATP binding; protein folding chaperone
Source: RefSeq, a predicted model, not a curated record
CAGCAGAAAAAAGUUUCUCGCCGAAGUUGCCAGCGAACUGCUCUCUUCUUUGUUCUUUGCUCACGAAGACCACCUGCUGUUCUCAACCGCUUGCACGUACUCAUGGCUGCCCAGGCUACGUUCAAAUCCAUCAGGUCUCUAGUUCCUCUGCUGGACCGCGUCUUGGUGCAACGUUUCAAGCCCGAGACUAAAACGGCAUCUGGCAUCUUCCUUCCGACGUCUGCAACGAACACGCCUUUGCCGGAAGCAACUGUUAUCGCGGUAGGCCCAGGGGCGCCUAACAAGGAUGGUCAGAUUGUCCCCACUACGGUCAAGCCUGGUGAUCGCGUGCUGCUUCCUGGCUGGGGAGGAAACUCUAUCAAAGUGGGAGAAGAGGAAUUCUACUUGUUUAAGGACGCGGAGAUUCUUGCCAAAAUACAGGAGUGAAUGCAGCACGGGGUUCUUUGAGUAGUUUGAGGGGAGAGCACGGUUGACGUUACUAAUCUAAUACAUUGAUACUUGCACACUUUUUUUAUUCCUUGCAAUCCAUCACCAUGCAUCCCCACUCAAUAAUACGUGU